CGCAAGGAAAUAAAAACCAAAAUCCAUAAAUAGAUGAAUGCUAUUUAAAUGGUAUAUAAAGAAAGUAAAAAUCAAAUAUUUCACAGCGAACAGAGUCUGACAAGAUGGGCAAAGCUGCGACAUCAAAGCUCGUGUCUCAUCUUUUAGUUGUAACCCUUCUCGUUCUGGCAACAUGCUCGGCUCACAAGAAUGGUUAUAAUUCACAAAGGGGACGAACAUCAAGCCGCCGGGGAGUAGGAGGAAUUGAUCAAUGCUAUAGACAAGGUGAAUAUGCAUGCCGUCCUUUGGGAGUUUUUGUUCCGUGUUACACCUUCCACCAAAGAUGUGACGGAAUUGAACACUGUCCAUUGGGAGAGGACGAGAUGGGUUGUGCGACCAGAAUAACAGUAACAAGAACGUCCUUCUCCACAACGACAUCGACAACGACCACAACUUACACUACGACCUCGUCAACGACUGUUUCUGCGACAACCACCACGACCGUCAGCAGCUCGAUAACAACCACCUCGACAUCGUCUCGGAAGCUUACAGCCAUCGUACCAUGGAAAUUGACAAGCUCAUCAACUACGCUGAUUGAAACCACCACAAUUUCAUAUACUCAAUUAGUGCAGGUGACCAAUCCCGCUAUAGGAGCCGCGUUUGGGGCUGUCGCCAUCGUAUGUUCAGAUCUUGCCGCCGUACCUGCCGCUGGAGCUGCUGUUGGUGGUAAUAAUGUUUACCAGGUUAUUGUUUCAACACCGACGGCAGUUAUUUCGGCAACAGCACACGUAAUGUGCAUGCCGUCUACUACAUCAUUUGUUUAGUCAAAAGAAGCAUUUCUAGAACAUCUUUGAGAACUUCUACAAGUAAUCAAGUUACAUUUACUAAAUGAAGGGGUUAAGUUUACCAACACAUUCAUUCUCUUCUGUCAGUAUAGACCGCCUUGUUAUAACAACCACAAAUGGUAGUGCACCUGUAAAAGAAGAUCACAUGAAAAUAAAAGGCAAAUGUGUGGCUCUGCUAAGAUAUAUUUGGCUGAAUUCUUGCCUUUAUGCCUCACAUUGCAUAUUUAAUGUUUGUUUAAAAAUGACAAUGCACGCCUUGAUAAAAGGAACAAUUAUGCAAGAAUAAACAAAAGGAAAAAAAGAUGAAAUACAAGGCAUCGAAAUUUCGUAUAAUUUUACCAUGUGAUGCUUUUUAAUACUGAUAGACACGUAUAAAUUUAUUGCCAUUUACACCAAAAUUCACACUCGAAUCAAUGUAUAAUGUCUGUAACAGACUAUUUCGAAAUGCUAAAGCACAAUGAUUUCAUAAAUAAUGUGAUAAGCCCUUAUUUUUUGUACUUUUCAAAAUGUUUUAAAAGGAAACAAAAAGGCACCGCUCAGGUAAAUUCGGUUUUAUUGUGUAAUUUGAGUCUGAAGUGGGCAAUGUGUUUUUGAUUUCGAUAUCUUACAGUCGCAUGAAAAUAUUUUUAAGCUUAUAUCUGUUAAAUAUGUAGGUUCUUUUCUGCACAACAAACAUUUUUGGGAUAUUUGUAUUUCUAACGUUCAUUAUUAGACCUGAGCCUUUGAAUACGAAAUUCCUUAAUUAUUUUCUGAAAUUAUUAAUAAGAAUGGUACAAAUAGCGGUCUUCAGUACGUAACAGGUAAUAAAUAUGUUGGUACAAAAUGGCCGCAAACAUAUGCAGUAAGAAUACUUCUUAAAUUUUUAUGUCUCUAUUUUCAACAUGCAUAAAGGUAUGUUUCUAUGACAGGCUUGUUAUUUGAAGCCUUGAUGUAUAACAUUAACCUUUAUCCCUGGUGAAUAAAAUUAUAAAACAUCGUUAA
Messenger RNA from Mercenaria mercenaria, 1805 nucleotides. RefSeq lists its product as uncharacterized. The transcript has 4 exons. Bases 105 to 803 code for a protein of 232 amino acids. Gene Ontology annotation, molecular function: protein binding. The record is from RefSeq and is a predicted model, not a curated record. Lineage: Eukaryota; Metazoa; Mollusca; Bivalvia; Venerida; Veneridae.